UUAAACUCGGAUAUUUCUCAACAGAAUCCUUUAUCUAYCUACGAUCUGCGAUUCACUAGCCAGUGUGAUCAUCUAGACUGCGUCUUCAUGUCGCUUCCUGGCAAGAAUGGAACGGGAAACAGCCCAAGGGAGGGCAAACACACCACAAGUCAGAAAGACAAUGGAGUCGGUUCAAUUCUAGGAGGACGCCCACAUGGAACCGCUGCUAAAACACAGUCAUCUUUCACUUGYGAGUUUUGCUUGAAAAGUUUUCAGAGGAAAUACACAUUGAAGAGGCACCUUCGCUCACACAUGUCGAAUCCUGAGCGUUUUCGGUGUGAGGUGUGCGGCCGAGCGUACUUACAUCGAUAUCAUCUUAAAAGACACGCUAAGUGUCACGAGGUUGAGUACACAGAAGUUGAUGAAAAACUAGCAACAUUGACAGAUGAUGAGCUCAGUGAUGAUGAAAUUGCUAUGAAGGUAUUUGAACCGCCUCCAGAGCCCAAGAUUGAGGAGGUACCCGAAGAAGAAGAAGACGAGGAGGAUGAUAUCCCACAAGGCUUAGAUGGUGCUGCUUUUAGGAGCAGGUUACCAAGCGAUAAGAUGACUUCACAAGAGGCGUCUUGUUUCCCAGACAUCUCUCAAGGUCCUCCUCAUAUACAAAARCAAUUCUUGUACAUUAGAAAUAGACUGUUACAACUGUGGCUUGAUAAUCCUAAACAGCAAAUCAACUUUGAAAAUGCAAUGUUACAAAUGGAACCUCCACACAAUAAUGAUCCAAGACUUGUCCAAAGAGUUCACUCGUUCCUUGAAAGAUAUGGCUCAAUAAACUUUGGUGUCUAUAAGAUGGUGAAGAUGCCGCAGCCAUGUAAGUCAAAACACCAACAGCAACAAACAAACCACAGUCAAUGCAAGAAAGGUGAUAGUUUCAAAGAACUAAGACAAACACCAAGAGAUCACGCCUGGUCUUUCAAAAACACUGGAUCUGCUGCUAUUAGGGUACCAAAAGACAAAGAUGAAAUGGUAGAAAGAGAGUUCAAUAGACUAUUGGAAGCCACAUCAUAUCUAUCMCAUCAUUUAGACUUUAACUAUAUGAAUGGGAAGCCUGUGUCMCUCGGYCAUGCCCUGGAACUAGUUAUCAAACUCCAAGAAAAACAAGUCAAAGAACAACAGAUAGAACAUGCAAAGAAGAUUCUUGGUAUCCAAGAUUUAAUGAAAGAAAACUUAGCAAAGGUUUGUUAUAAUCUUAACUUAAUGAACAAUAGACUGAAUGAAGUUUCCAUGUUUUCCAGCGAUGUGUACUUAUCAUCAAGGGAUCGUCAAAUACUAGACUGGCAUUUCGCUAACCUGGAAUUUGCAAAUGCAACCCCUCUSACUGCCCUUUCACUAAAGCACUGGGACCAGGACGAUGACUUUGAGUUCAGCGGUAGUCACAUGACAGUACGAAAUGGUUAUUCUUGCUUGCCGGCUGCAUUGGCUGAGUGUCUUGAUAUCAGACUAAACACAUCAGUACGACAUGUUAGAUAUAAUAGAUCAGGUGUUGAAGUUGUAACUCAAGGAACAAGUAAAUCAUCAAUGAACACAACACAAACAUUUAAAGGUGAUGCAGUGUUAAUAACACUUCCCCUUGGAGUACUCAAGGCCCACCCUCCUGCYGUACAGUUUCACCCAGCUCUGCCUGAAUGGAAAAUGGCUGCUGUUCAUCGAAUGGGUUUUGGUAAUUUGAAUAAGGUUGUUCUGUGCUUUGAUCGUAUCUUCUGGAAUCCUAACACUAAUUUAUUUGGUCAUGUAAGCGGUACAACUCAGUCUCGUGGUGAACUGUUUCUGUUCUGGAACCUCUACAAGGCACCAGUCCUAAUCUCCUUGGUGGCAGGAGAGGCAGCUAAUAAGCUUGAGAGUGUCCCUGAUGAUGUCAUUGUUGGACGUGCUGUUGGAGUAUUAAGAGGAAUAUUUGGUCCAAGUAAUGUACCAUCGGUAUGUUGUAUAAUCUUUACAAAUGUUCAACCAGGAACCCCCCAGCCUCCCAACCCUCCAAGGGUCUUCUUUGCUGGCGAACACACUAUAAGAAACUACCCAGCGACCGUACAUGGAGCUUUAUUAAGUGGUUUACGCGAAGCAGGGCGAAUUGCAGAUCAGUUUUUGGGUCUGCCAUAUGAAGUUCGAGGUGUUAGCCCACCUAUGCAACAAACGCGGUAGCAGCUUUCUAGAGGAUUGACAAUUURUUACACAGAAUCGAAAGGCAUUUAUUUUAAAGUGCCAUGCAGUAUGCAGCAGUUGUGUAUUUUUUUUUCUUGUAAAUAAAUAUGUGGCUCAUUUUAAAAUGUCUAUGAAUCAUAGCAUAGUUAACUCAUAAUGAACUAUGGUAAUAGUGUUUGGAACAAGAAUUUGGUUAGCGUGGUUUCAAGGGUUUUCUUGGUGUCGCUAUAUGAAAACCUAUCUAUUUUGCGUCAAAUAGGCAGAAAUUAAAACUAUGACAUUUGAGAGUAUAUUUUGGAAAAUAUAUAGCCUUUCUCUAAAGCAUAUGUCUAUGUAAUAUAUACAAUAUGAGCGGGCGAUCUGUAUGUAAUAUACAACCAUCUUCAUUAUUAUUUCAAUUGUGUUUUGCCUAUGAAUAUUAAUGAGUUUUAUUAAGCGUAAUUAGUCUUCAAAAAAGGAUGUCCAAAGAAAACACGAAAAAUAGGUGCCUUAGUAAAGCCAGCAAGAUAUUAUGGACAACCAAAGAAAGGAAAUAGAGCAGAGUCACUUGAACCAUGAAAUAGGAACUAAAUACUUAGUAACUAAUAGUUGCUAUUUAGACACUAUCACUGAACCAGAACAGUGCAAAGAGAUUACUUUGAUUGUUAUAAUGGUCUCUUGGGUAUUGCUUAUUGGAUCAAAUAAACUGUUCUGGUUCAGUGCUAACGACUAUURGRAACUAAUAGUSCCUAUUAGYURGUACUUUUAGUUUUUAUUUCAUGGUUCAUGUGACUGUGCUCUAAUGGGCGUAGGCUCCUGUACCCAAAUAAGCACUGCGCUCCUGAAAACCGGCAAAAAUGAGAAAUCUUCAAAAAUCUUGAUAAAAUAUAAUUGCAACAUAUACAAUGCUGUUCAGACAUCUAGCCUGCCUGCAGAUGUUCCUCGGUGGCGGAGCAAAAUUACUUUGCCUUCCGGCGUCCAACGAGGAACUCGAUCCUGCAGUCAGUCUAAAGUUAUCCAAAUGGUACGUAACUCAACUGAACUCUGCGCACCGAACUUUUUUAUUAUGUUUAGUGUUCGCGAUAUCUUUCCGAUUUUAAAGAUUCUUGUAUUUUUCCAUGUUGACUUAUAUUUCAUUUUCUGUGAUUGACAAUCUGUUGCUGAAUAAAAAACUUUGAAAAAAUAUGGAUUUUAAUUGGGUACAAACAUGAAAAUAGGAAAACACGAAUUAAAAAAUCGUUUCUAGACUAAGAGCCUGUAUAUUAUUCGUGCUAUUUAUUUGUGAAUAAAACUUUGUGAUAGUGAA
Exaiptasia diaphana is the source of this 3460-nucleotide messenger RNA. Its product is annotated as lysine-specific histone demethylase 1A. The record is from RefSeq and is a predicted model, not a curated record. The transcript is spliced from 12 exons. The coding region runs from base 88 to 2175 and encodes 695 amino acids. Gene Ontology annotation, biological process: regulation of DNA-templated transcription. Gene Ontology annotation, molecular function: flavin adenine dinucleotide binding; oxidoreductase activity; protein binding. Gene Ontology annotation, cellular component: nucleus. Lineage: Eukaryota; Metazoa; Cnidaria; Anthozoa; Actiniaria; Aiptasiidae.